AUGAUGUCCAGCAUCAGCGAUAUCGAUUUCCACGCGGAGAAAGAACUCGUCGCUAACGAGAAGGGCCGGGAUCUCAUGCAUGAAAUAAGAGAUGAAAUCCAGGAUGAGCAAGAUGGAGGACUCCAACGAAAGCAUGUCGAAGAAGCUCGGUGUGGUGACGCAAUCACUGCAAAUAACAAAAAACGGACCGACGGUAUUCGUGUCGUGAACAACUAUAUUCAUGGAGGAGAUAUCCUCAUGGACUGCCUUGCUGCAAAGCGUUUCGUGCCUACAAGUUUUGAGCGCCUUCACUUCCCGACUUUAUACGGGAUGACACUAGAGCAGGCGCAAGAGCUUAAAGACGUAAUGAGUCCGAAAUCGAUCGCUUUUUUGAAUCGGAUGGCUACAAUACUACUUGACAAGAAUCGGGUAAAGCUUUUGCCCGAAGACGACAAAAACGGAUUCUGA
Molecule: messenger RNA, 447 nt
Organism: Penicillium taxi
Lineage: Eukaryota; Fungi; Ascomycota; Eurotiomycetes; Eurotiales; Aspergillaceae
Exons: 2
Coding region: 1-447 (148 amino acids)
Source: RefSeq, a predicted model, not a curated record